Humulus lupulus (European hop) is the source of this 557-nucleotide messenger RNA. Its product is annotated as light-harvesting complex-like protein OHP1, chloroplastic. Bases 47 to 442 code for a protein of 131 amino acids. Lineage: Eukaryota; Viridiplantae; Streptophyta; Magnoliopsida; Rosales; Cannabaceae. The record is from RefSeq and is a predicted model, not a curated record. The transcript is spliced from 3 exons.
AACUCUAGCUGAGAAGAUAAGGUUGAGCAGAGAGACCAAUAAACCCAUGUCUGGUUUUUCUCUGCAUCAAAUCCCAAAAUUAAAAAUGGCAACUUCAACAGUUUCUUCUCUGCUACCAGCUAGAGUUUCGACCAAAAAUCAUCAAAUCACACCAAAACCCUUCUUGGGUAAUCUUAAUUUUGGUUGCACAACACUGAAGACUCCAGUCUCUACUAAGUUCAGGGUACAAGCUGCAAAGCUUCCUGCUGGAGUGGUAGUGCCAAAAGUAGAGCCAAAAUUUAGGCCACCAUUUCUUGGGUUCACUAGGAUUGCUGAGACAUGGAAUUCUAGAGCUUGUAUGAUUGGUCUCAUUGGCACUUUCAUUGUGGAGCUGAUAUUGAACAAGGGAAUUCUACAAGUAAUAGGGGUGGACAUUGGAAAAGGUCUUGAUCUUCCUUUGUGAGCUUAUUCGAUGCUACUUCAAUGACCAAUGUAGAGUCCUUUCAUUUGAUUCAAAAGCUGAGUUUGUAACAAAUCUCAUAUAUUAUCUUAUAUACACAACUCAUAUUUUGCCUCUA